CUUAACAUUUCGUCAAACACUUUCCACUCAUCACUUUCUCUCCUCCCAAACACAAAUUCUCUCUCUCUAAAUCAAGCAACAACUUUUCCACCGUCAUCAAUGGCUUGCGCAGGCCCCGCCACUGCUCUCAGGACCAUAUCCUCUUCUUCUCCCAAACUGCACAACACUCGAUCACCCUUCUCUUCAUCGUUAUCACCACCGAAAUCUUCUCUCUCUUUCACUAAGGCCUCAAGCCCAUCUCUGGUAUCAACUCCCAAGCUGCAAAUCACCUCUAAUCCGUCGUCCAAAACACUUUUCACUUGCAGAAGCCAAGCCUCUCCAUCAGAAUCUGAAACACCCACUAAGGUACAAGAACUACAUGUUUAUGAGAUAAACGAGCGUGAUCGUAGCAGCCCUGCUUACCUUCGUUUAAGCAAGAAAGAAGUUAACUCUCUUGGAGAUCUAGUCCCUUUCAGCAACAAAUUGUACACUGGUUGUCUCCAAAAGAGGAUUGGCAUCACAGCAGGGAUAUGCAUUCUGAUCCAGAACAAAGCUGAAAAGAAAGGUGACAGGUACGAGGCCAUCUACAGCUUCUACUUCGGUGACUACGGCCACUUAGCCGUGCAAGGCUCGUAUUUGACCUAUGAAGACACUUACUUGGCUGUGACCGGUGGGAGUGGCAUCUUCGAAGGGGCCUCCGGCCAGGUGAAGCUGCACCAGCUCAUCUUCCCUUUCAAGCUUUUCUACACUUUUUACUUGAAAGGAAUCAAGGACUUGCCUGAGGAGCUUUUGGGUGUCCAUGUUGAGCCCAGCCCAGCUGUUGAGCCCAGCCCAGCAGCCAAGGCCUGUGAGGCCCAUGCCGUCAUCAAAUCUUUUACUGAUUAGACUAGACUAGAGUAGUUAAGGAUUCUAAUUAUUGUCGGUGUCUCUCUUUGUUGGUUCAUUUUUGGGAUUUACUUCUUUUUCUUUCAGAAUCAAUAGUAUAAGAGUGAACUUUCUUCUGACUUAGCGGUGUUGCUGUUGUUAUGAUGUUAUAUUUAUUGUCCUUUUGUGCAUGUGAAUGAAAAAAAAGGCGUUCAGUGGAAUUGCUUUUGUUA
Humulus lupulus (European hop) is the source of this 1076-nucleotide messenger RNA. RefSeq names its product allene oxide cyclase, chloroplastic-like. Gene Ontology annotation, biological process: jasmonic acid biosynthetic process. Lineage: Eukaryota; Viridiplantae; Streptophyta; Magnoliopsida; Rosales; Cannabaceae. The coding region runs from base 100 to 864 and encodes 254 amino acids. The record is from RefSeq and is a predicted model, not a curated record. The transcript has 3 exons. Gene Ontology annotation, molecular function: allene-oxide cyclase activity.